Loxodonta africana (African savanna elephant) is the source of this 4022-nucleotide messenger RNA. It is a transcript of the gene ATP6V1A, whose product is annotated as ATPase H+ transporting V1 subunit A. Gene Ontology annotation, molecular function: ATP hydrolysis activity; ATP binding; proton-transporting ATPase activity, rotational mechanism. Lineage: Eukaryota; Metazoa; Chordata; Mammalia; Proboscidea; Elephantidae. The transcript has 15 exons. The coding region runs from base 141 to 1997 and encodes 618 amino acids. Gene Ontology annotation, cellular component: proton-transporting V-type ATPase, V1 domain; lysosomal membrane. Gene Ontology annotation, biological process: ATP metabolic process; proton transmembrane transport. The record is from RefSeq and is a predicted model, not a curated record.
GACGGGGCGGGGCUUGGGUCACGUGACGGGCUAGCCCCGCCCCGCUCUGCAGCUGAAGACUUCCCCUCCCGCAGUGACAGAGCCCGCGGGUCGGUGGUCGGCACUGGUCUGUGCGCCUCGGGCCCGGCAGGUAAAUUAACAUGAUGGAUUUCUCCAAGCUACCCAAAAUACUCGAUGAAGAUAAAGAAAGCACAUUUGGUUAUGUGCAUGGGGUCUCAGGGCCUGUGGUUACGGCCUGUGACAUGGCGGGUGCAGCCAUGUAUGAGCUGGUGAGAGUGGGCCACAGCGAGCUGGUGGGAGAGAUCAUUCGAUUGGAGGGUGACAUGGCUACUAUCCAGGUGUAUGAAGAAACUUCUGGUGUGUCUGUUGGAGAUCCUGUACUCCGCACUGGCAAACCCCUCUCGGUAGAGCUUGGCCCUGGCAUUAUGGGAGCCAUCUUUGACGGGAUUCAGAGACCUUUGUCGGAUAUCAGCAGUCAGACCCAGAGCAUCUACAUACCCAGAGGAGUCAACGUGUCUGCUCUGAGCAGAGACAUCAAAUGGGACUUUACACCUUGCAAAAACCUACGGGUUGGUAGCCAUAUCACUGGCGGGGAUAUUUAUGGAAUUGUCAACGAGAACUCACUCAUCAGACACAAAAUCAUGUUACCCCCGCGAAACAGAGGAACCGUGACUUACGUUGCUCCACCUGGGAACUACGAUACCUCUGAUGUUGUCUUGGAGCUAGAAUUCGAAGGUGUCAAGGAGAAGUUCAGCAUGGUCCAGGUCUGGCCUGUUCGGCAAGUUCGACCAGUCACUGAGAAGCUGCCAGCCAACCAUCCUUUGUUGACUGGCCAGAGAGUCCUCGAUGCCCUUUUCCCAUGUGUACAGGGAGGCACGACUGCUAUCCCUGGGGCUUUUGGCUGUGGAAAGACAGUGAUAUCGCAGUCUCUAUCCAAGUAUUCCAACAGUGAUGUCAUCAUCUAUGUAGGAUGCGGUGAAAGAGGAAAUGAGAUGUCUGAAGUCCUUCGGGACUUCCCAGAGCUAACCAUGGAAGUUGAUGGUAAAACAGAGUCGAUCAUGAAGAGAACAGCUUUGGUAGCAAAUACCUCCAACAUGCCUGUUGCUGCUCGAGAAGCCUCUAUUUAUACUGGAAUCACGCUCUCAGAAUAUUUCCGUGACAUGGGCUAUCACGUCAGUAUGAUGGCUGACUCUACCUCUAGAUGGGCUGAGGCCCUUCGAGAAAUCUCUGGUCGCCUGGCUGAAAUGCCUGCGGACAGUGGAUACCCUGCAUACCUGGGUGCCCGUCUGGCCUCUUUUUAUGAGCGAGCAGGCAGGGUGAAAUGUCUUGGAAAUCCUGAGAGAGAAGGGAGCGUCAGCAUUGUAGGAGCAGUUUCUCCACCUGGUGGUGAUUUUUCUGAUCCAGUUACAUCUGCUACUCUUGGUAUCGUUCAGGUGUUUUGGGGCUUAGAUAAGAAACUAGCUCAACGUAAGCACUUCCCCUCUGUCAACUGGCUAAUUAGCUACAGCAAGUACAUGCGUGCCCUGGAUGAGUACUACGACAGACACUUCACAGAGUUUGUCCCCCUGAGGACCAAAGCUAAGGAGAUUCUGCAGGAAGAAGAAGACCUGGCCGAAAUCGUGCAGCUUGUGGGAAAGGCUUCUUUAGCAGAAACAGAUAAAAUCACCCUGGAGGUAGCUAAGCUUAUCAAAGAUGACUUCUUACAGCAAAACGGAUACACUCCUUACGACAGGUUCUGCCCCUUCUACAAGACAGUGGGAAUGCUGUCCAACAUGAUUGCCUUUUAUGACAUGGCCCGGAGAGCUGUGGAAACCACUGCCCAGAGCGACAACAAAGUCACAUGGGCUAUUAUCCGCGAGCACAUGGCCGAGCUCCUCUACAAACUUUCCUCCAUGAAGUUCAAGGAUCCAGUGAAAGAUGGCGAGGCAAAGAUCAAGGCAGACUACGCGCAACUUCUUGAAGACAUGCAGAACGCAUUCCGUAGCCUUGAAGAUUAGAACUGUGGUUUCUUUCCUCCUUUAUCCUCAGCAAGCUCGUGUAUUUUCCUAAAUUCUCAUCUCAAACCCCUCAGCUUCUCUGUUGUGCAGCUUUGAGACGAGCGUCCGUGUGUGUUACCAUUUGCUUGCCUGUUCAUUUGGUAGGUCAUCUAUAAAACCAACAUUCCUCUGUCUCCGUGUUUGAAAGGCCUCCCCAGUUCUUUAUCUAAAGUGGUGAAUGUGUUAAAUAUGUGAACAAUGGCUGCCUACUGUAACCUGUCGUGUCAGGUGGCACACAUAACCUUUUCCUAGGUUUGUCCUUUCCUCUUCUCCACUGAGUUGUCAACAGGACUACUGCAUGUACUCGAUUUGCCAUGGGUUUAGGACGAAGACCAAGCACUCUGCCGAAUGACUCAGUAUCUCCAUGGUGAGGUGAUUUUCAGUUUAGCGUCUGCUAAGUAACUGUCUAACUUGGUCUACCAUCAUCUUGUUAAAACAUGUUUUAUUUCACUAGGAGAAAUUCAGUAUCAAGGGCUGCUACACUACAUUACUAGUAAAUUCUUUCUAAAAUUACAUUUAAAACAAUCACUGAAAACUUGAUCCACAUCACACCCUUUCUUUUCCUCAGACAUCUUAGAAGCCUACGCGUCCGAGAACCGUGUGACAGCAUGACUGCCAUUAGAAUGCCACAGAGAAGAUUCUUAGCAGUGGUUACAAGCUGCUUGCGCCUUUCCAGGCCAGCUGGGCUGUAGUGAUUCCUGGGGCCACGGUGGCAUUCUGUUUUCAAAAAAUGGUGACAGGUGUCACUUGUUUGUUUGUUGAAUUUUUAACUGACUGGUUUACCGGUUACAAAAAUAGUUUCAUGUACUACUUCACCCACUGGCUGAAAAGACUUCUCAGAACAUCUGUAGCCACAGCAGCAGAGCGAUUUCCCUUGUUAACAGUGAUGGAACAAACUCAUUAUCAAAACAGGAUUUGUGUCGUGUGAAGAAAAGAUCGUUUCAUCCUGUCUUUUAGGUAUUUGUGUCAAGAGAAUGGUGUCUGUGUUUGUGUGAGAAGGCACCCUGCAGAGCCGUUUCCCAGGAGCCCUUUCUGACCAAUAGGACUCGUGUACCCUUGCUUCCUCUUUGGGAAGAGGAGAGAGCGUGUGGAGAGCCUAACCGUCUCAGAUGCUCUAAUGUAAUAGCAUAAGUAAAGGAUUGUAGGCCACAGUAUGUUGUUAUUCAAAUGCUUGGGUAAUACAUUUCUGUUGGCCUGUGAAGGAAAGACGUAAUUAGUAGAGAAUUCAGCUAUGGUUUUCUUUAAAUCCUUGCAGAUUGUGUGUUCUCACAGUGGCCUGCUGUUCAGGAAAGGUGUUCUGUGAAACUUUCUUUAAGCUUUUGGAAUAUUGGCAGAUAAAAAUGAUGCAGUGACAUGUUGACAUGUAGACUUAACGAUGCUGCUUCAUCAGUUUGCUUCCAGUGUGGUCUCCUUCUCUGACCAGUGGAAAUUAAAAGGAUUUCAGAAACUUUCUAUUCCUACCUUAAACUCAGACCAGCAUACUAGGAUUGCAAUAGUAAUGAAUGAUACGAUGAAGACAGUUUGACCAAAUUUGUUUUUUGUUAUCCUGAAUUCGCAGUGUAGACUCUCACUCCUUUUUAGAAUGUUGCUGUGUGCGUGUGAAGAUGCUAGGGAGACUGCGCUCAGAUAUCCAUUGUGAGUGACCCUUCACCCGCGUGUUGUAGAAUUCCAGAUUAGGACACUGAUCUUAGUUCUUUAAUAAGAAUGUGUUACAGUGAAAACAAUCUUUUAAAAAGAUAAUGCAACUCUGUAUUUAUUGUGCUGUGCCUGGUCCUAAGUGGAGCCAGUUAAACACGUUUCCUAUGUAUUUUUCCAGUGUUAAAUCUCACACAUUGUACCCUUCGAAAAUUUCCUUCCAUCCUGAGGAACAAAUAGAAGAGGUCAUAUAGACUGCCUCCCUUAUUCUUGAGAUUUCACUAUCUUUAUGUUAAAAGUUGUGUAUAAUUGUUAAAAUCUAUGAAAGAAUAAAAAGUGGAUUUAAAUUAA